This is a messenger RNA of Rotaria sp. Silwood2, 1161 nucleotides long. Lineage: Eukaryota; Metazoa; Rotifera; Eurotatoria; Philodinida; Philodinidae. The record is from the annotation of a GenBank genome assembly.
AUGAAUAUUCACGAAUAUCAAGCGAAGAUGAUAUUAAAACAAUACAAUAUACCAACUUCGACAGGAGUGGUAAUAUUGCGUAAAGAAGAUAUUGAUCGAUUAAUUGAUGGAUUAAAUGCAGAGCUAUAUGUAGUAAAAGCUCAGAUUCAUGCUGGGGGUAGAGGUAAGGCAGGGGGAGUAAAGGUUGUUAAGGAUAAGGAGGAGGCAAAAAAGGCUGCUCAUGCGAUGUUUGGAAUUAAUUUAGUAACGCACCAGACUGCUCAAGAAGGACAAAAAGUCCGGCGUAUUUAUGUAGAGAUUGGUAAUGACAUUUUAAAGGAAUAUUAUUUUAGCGCAGUUUUUAAUCGUAGUAGUAGUAGGAUAACUUUUAUAGCGUCUACCGAAGGGGGAGUUGAUAUUGAAGAAGUAGCUCAGGCAAGUCCAGAAAAAAUUAUUACCGUGUCCGUUGACCCAGCAACAGGAAUACAAUCAUUUCAUUGUCGCGAGAUAGCUUACAAACUUGGGUUUAAAGGCGAACAAAUUAAACAGAUGAUACAGAUUGUUGAGUCAACUUACAAAGCUUUCAUUGAAACUGAUGCUAGCCAGAUUGAAAUAAAUCCCUUAAUUACUAAACCUAAUGGUACUCUACUUGCCUUAGAUGCAAAAAUUAAUUUUGAUGAUAAUGCUUUAUUUAAACACCCAGAUAUUGCCUCCUUAAGGGACGAAGAUGAAGAAAAUGCGCUGGAGACUAGAGCGGCUAACGCGGGAAUUAGUUAUGUUAAAAUGAAAGGUACUAUUGGCUGUAUGGUUAAUGGGGCCGGUCUUGCUAUGGCCACUAUGGAUAUUAUUAAACUAUAUGGCGCAGAACCGGCGAAUUUCUUAGAUGUUGGUGGGGGGGCUGACCGCGAAAGAGUAACUGAAGCAUUUAAAAUAAUUUUAUCCGAUCAGGGAGUACAUGGGGUUUUAGUUAAUAUUUUUGGUGGUAUAAUGCGCUGCGAUAUCAUUGCUGAAGGUAUCAUUGCUGCGGUAAAAGAAAUCGAUAUUACAGUCCCGCUAGUUGUACGUUUAUCUGGCACUAAUUUUGAAUUAGGGCGAAAUAUUUUAGGUAAUUCAGGGUUAAAAAUAAUCGCGGCAAAUGAUUUAAAUGAUGCAGCCGAACAAAUUGUUGCGGCAGUAAAAUAA